AAAAAUUAAACUCCACAAAACAUGCCCUCGGAAGAGGAGCAGCAGCCGCUGCUAAGCGGGUUUGAAUCAAAUGCUCGCAUUUCGGAGUUGAAAUCGGUUGAAAUCGAAGAGUUCUUUGAACACAAGCCCGUGGCAAUCCGAUGGUGGCCUCGGUUGGUGGCGUGGGAGUCAAGGCUCCUCUGGGUUCUAUCUGGGUCCUCCAUUGUUGUCUCUGUAUUCAAUUACAUGCUCUCUUUUGUAACCCUCACAUUUACCGGCCAUUUGGGUUCUGUGGAGCUCGCAGGGGCAUCCAUAGCUAGUGUAGGAAUUCAAGGUCUUGCUUAUGGGAUUAUGUUGGGCAUGGCAAGUGCUGUGCAAACGGUGUGCGGGCAAGCGUACGGGGCGAAUAGACAGGCGUCAAUGGGUGUCAUAUGCCAAAGAGCAAUCGUCCUGCACUUGGGAGCAGCAGUCCUCCUAACGUUCCUCUAUUGGUACUCGGGCGCAUUCCUCAAAGCCAUUGGGCAAUCAGAGAGCAUAGCAGAGCAAGGCCAGAUUUUUGCACGCGGUUUGAUCCCUCAACUCUAUGCGUUUGCUACAAGCUGCCCUAUGCAGAGGUUCCUGCAAGCACAGAACAUUGUGAAUCCUUUGGCGUAUAUGUCUAUUGGGGUGCUCCUGUUUCACAUUCUUCUCACAUGGAUUGUGGUUUAUAUUUUGGAUUAUGGGCUUCUGGGGGCUGCUCUUACGCUCAGCCUGUCUUGGUGGAUUCUUUCCAUUCUAAAUGCACUCUACAUUCUUCUAAGUCCUUCUUGCAAAGAAACUUGGACUGGCUUCUCUAUAAAAGCCUUCACAGGAAUUUGGCCUUAUUUCAAGCUGACUAUUGCUUCUGCUGUCAUGUUGUGUUUGGAGAUAUGGUACAGCCAAGGACUAGUGCUUAUAUCAGGGCUCCUCCCCGAUCCUACAAUCUCACUAGACUCCAUUUCAGUUUGCAUGAAUUAUCUGAACUGGGACAUAACUUUCAUCUUGGGCCUAGCUGCAGGAACCAGUGUUCGGAUCAGCAAUGAGCUUGGGGCAGGGCAUCCAAAGGUUGCUAAGUUUUCAGUGUUGGUGGUGAGCGCGACCAGCCUUUUGAUCAGUAUACUUUUCAGCGCACUUGUGAUGAUAUUUCGGGUUGGAUUAGGCGAACUCUUCUCAAGCGACACUGAGGUUCUUGCUGCAGUGUAUAAUCUGACACCAUUGCUUGCCAUCUCCAUCCUCUUGAAUGGCAUUCAGCCUAUCUUAUCUGGUGUGGCCAUUGGAAGUGGAUGGCAAGCUGUGGUGGCUUAUGUUAACCUGGCAUGCUACUAUGUUGUUGGUCUCCCCAUUGGAUGUGUUCUUGGCUUCAAAACUAGUUUAGGAGUAGUUGGGAUCUGGUGGGGCAUGAUUAUCGGAGUACUUUGCCAAACGGUGACUCUUCUAAUUAUAACAGCCAGAACAAAUUGGCAAUCAGAGGUUGAAAAGGCUAUCGACCGCGUGAAUAAAUCUACAAAUGAAGAGACCUUGGAGUUGCUGACCAGCAUUUAAGGAAUUUCAAUGACUCAAAUUAACCUAAUGAACUGGCGUUAUAGUAUAUUUUAUAUGUCAAAAGAAUUAGAGUUUUAUAGUACAUUUAAGAUCCUUGACAUUAGCUCUAUCAAUCUUUGUCAGAUUAGUGUGUUGAUGGUGCUCUCCCCAAUAGGAGGUUCUUUAUAAUUGUAAGUGGCAAAAGAGUGAUUUUGUAUUGGUUUAAAUUUUGGAUAAUAAAUGCCAUCUUCUUAAAUUGAUAAGA
Molecule: messenger RNA, 1783 nt
Organism: Corylus avellana
Lineage: Eukaryota; Viridiplantae; Streptophyta; Magnoliopsida; Fagales; Betulaceae
Product: protein DETOXIFICATION 41
Biological process (GO): xenobiotic detoxification by transmembrane export across the plasma membrane
Cellular component (GO): membrane
Molecular function (GO): antiporter activity; xenobiotic transmembrane transporter activity
Source: RefSeq, a predicted model, not a curated record